AUGGCGCACUCUCACCUAGCGUACAUCCGCCUCAAAGCCGUCAUCUCGGCGCUGCGUUACUUUGACGGGGAGAAGCCGGCGCCGAAGCAGCCUGAUGAGGUCUUUGCGAUCACGGGGAGAGAUGGGAAGAGGGUGAUUAGGGUCCAUGUUUACCGCCCUGAUAACGCAAGCACGCCCACACCGGUGCUGAUCAACUGGAACGGCGGCGCCUUCGUCUUCGACGCGCACGGCGCCGACGAGGCCUUCUGCCGGCACGUCGCGCGGCACACGCCGUUCACGGUGCUCGACGCGAGCUACGCGCUGGCGCCGGAGGAGCCGUUCCCCGCCGCGGUGGAGGAUGCGCAGGACGUGGUGGCGCAUGUGGUUUCGCGGAGGGGGGCGUAUGAUGUGGGCAGGGUGGUGUUGUGCGGCUUCAGCUCGGGGGGCAAUCUGGCGCUGGCGGUGGCGGCAGCGGUAGGAACAGAAGGGGGUGACAAGGUGAGGGGCGUGGUGGCGUUCUACCCGCCGACGGAGAUGCGCACGCAUCCGGCGGAGAAGAGGAUGCUUGACGGGAGGGUGGAGGAUAUGCCGGCGGUGCGGAGGGCGGUGAUGGGGAUGUUUCGGGAGGCGUAUUUGAGCGGCGGGGAGGCGGAGGCCGGGGACGCGAGGGCUUCGCCAUCACCACUGGAAGACACCGGAGUCGUUCUCGAAAGCCAGAACGUCACCGCCGAGUUCUUCAUCGGAGCUCCUGCUCAAGCUCAGACUCUCCCGAAGAAGACUCGUUACAUCCCAAACGUUGUUGGCUUCCACCAGGACGGCGGCAACACCAGAACCAACGACUGGAACGGCCCCCUCGGCACAUCGCCAAACGUCUCCAGCCGUUCUGUCGCCAUUUCCGCUCAGUACUGGCACAGCGACAACCGCCUCACGGCGCGCUCCGUCUGCACCGAUGCCGCGGAGCCCUAUUUCUGCAUCGCGGCAUUUGACCCGGACUCCAUGGACAUGCUGGGAUCCUGGGCCCCUGAAGGCCAGACCCUGCUGUCCCCGUACGCCGCAGUUUCCGGAGACACAGUCAUUCUGCCGACGAUGGAAAGGCACAUUUUCCAAGUCGAGCGUGUUGAUGGGACAAACUCCACGACGUUCAACCAGGUCCGAGACAUUGACCUCACUGCCGUCAUCCCUCAAGGUCAUGGUGUCGUGAGCAGCUAUCUCGACGAGGAUGAGAACAUAUGGUUCACAUCAGUCGCUCUCAUGACCACCGGCACCGCCGAAGAUGCCUCACGUCUCGGGUACAUCACCCCCAACGGAACAGUCCACACCAUCGCCAUCGACGGCCAACGAAUCGAAAACUCGAUCGCCGUAAGCGGAAGAACAGUCUACCUCAACACCGGACCUCUCGCGUCCGACACCGCACGAAGCACCGUCGGCCACAUGUUCGCCUUCCGCGCGGACGCAAUCGACGGGCACAUCACAGCUCUGUGGAAUACGACCUAUGACGCGGGCAGCGCUCCCAAGCCCGGCGGCUUCUCGCAAGGCUCUGGGUCGACACCGGCCCUCAUCGGAGACAGAUACGUCGCCAUCACCGACAACGCCGACGUGCAAGUCAACCUGCUGAUAUACCGCCAAGUCGAUGCCAGCGCAGAGGGCCUCGCAGACAGCCAGGCGCCGCUGGUCUGCGUGGUCCCGCUGUUCCAGCCCAACGGCAGCGCGAACGAGAACGCCAUGGUCGGCUACUUUGACGGGUCGACGUACAGCGUGCUCGUGAACAACAACCACGGCGCGCCGGAGCUGCAGGACCUCGGCGCGGCGGAGGACGUCAACGGGGCGUUCAACGACUUCGCGCCGCUGGCGCCGGGGAUCACGCGCGUGGACGUCGCUGCGGACGGGAGCUGCGCGGUGCGCUGGGCGCUGGACGUGCGGUCGACGAGCGUGCUGAGCCUGUCGACGGCGAACGGGCUGGUGUACUCCUACACGCAGGACGAAGAGCUCGCGGGCCGGGGGCUGUAUGUGUGGUACUUCACGGCGAUCGAUUUCUGGACCGGAGAGGUUGUCUGGCGGAUCCGGGCGGGGGCUGGGGGGCGGUAUAAUAAUAAUGUGGCGCCGACGCAGAUGUCGCCGAAUGGAGCGAUUUACCAGGUCGUUGCGGGAGGCGUAACUUGGCUGAGGGAUGAUUAG
This is a messenger RNA of Colletotrichum siamense, 2154 nucleotides long. It is a transcript of the gene aflJ, whose product is annotated as Versiconal hemiacetal acetate esterase. The transcript is spliced from 3 exons. Gene Ontology annotation, molecular function: hydrolase activity. Bases 1 to 2154 code for a protein of 717 amino acids. The record is from RefSeq and is a predicted model, not a curated record. NCBI's taxonomy places the organism in Eukaryota, Fungi, Ascomycota, Sordariomycetes, Glomerellales, Glomerellaceae.